AUGGCCGACGUAUCUGACCCCGCAAUCAGUGAAGCCUAUCUGGACGUCCGGUCCGACAAAUCGGAGACGAACUGGUUGCUCUUGGACUAUGAGUCCGACCGCUCCGACAAGCUUUUGGUCACCCAAACGGGGAGUGGAGGGCUAUCGGAAUUGCGAGAAGUGCUGGAUGAUACCAAGGCUUCGUUCGCCUAUGUACGGGUCAGGUACUCAAACGACAAGGAAUCUACGCGCGAGAAGUUCAUAUUGGUGGUGUGGAUCGGUCCUCAAUGCAAAGUAAUGCGGAAAGCCAAGAUUUCGGUGCAUUCGGCUGACGUCAAGGGGGCACUGCGAGUCUACUCGAUUGAAGUUCCCGCUCGGGAACGAGAUGACUUAAAUGAGGAGCCCAUAGUCGUCAAACUCAGGAAGGCCGGGGGCGCAAGCUACGAUGGCGUUUAA
Messenger RNA from Pleurotus ostreatus (oyster mushroom), 435 nucleotides. RefSeq lists its product as uncharacterized. Gene Ontology annotation, cellular component: cortical actin cytoskeleton; actin filament; plasma membrane. Bases 1 to 435 code for a protein of 144 amino acids. The transcript is spliced from 6 exons. The record is from RefSeq and is a predicted model, not a curated record. Lineage: Eukaryota; Fungi; Basidiomycota; Agaricomycetes; Agaricales; Pleurotaceae. Gene Ontology annotation, molecular function: actin filament binding. Gene Ontology annotation, biological process: regulation of actin filament polymerization.